UGCAACCCUUCUCCAGCGACGAGAACAAGCCUCAACGCGCCGCGCUUUCCAACUUCGAAGAUGCAAGUCCCUCUUCUUCGUCUCCAAUGCGGCUGCAACAGCUACGAAUGGGGCAAGAUUGGGAAGGACUCGGCCGCAGCUCGCUUUGCUUCAGCUACACCAUCGAGUGGCUUCUCGAUUCAACAAGAUCAGCCAUAUGCCGAACUAUGGAUGGGUACACAUCCUUCAAACCCAUCGAAAGACCUUGCAACCGGCCGCACUCUUUUGGACCUGCUGCAAGACAACCAGGCUUUGCUGUCGCCGACAAUCUCGAAGCGAUAUGGGAACAAGCUUCCCUUCCUGUUCAAAGUUCUCAGCAUCAGCAAAGCGCUCUCAAUCCAAGCACAUCCUAAUAAGAAGCUGGCUGAGCAGCUCCAUUCUCGUGAUCCAAAGCACUAUCCGGAUGACAACCACAAGCCGGAGAUGACGAUUGCGGUCACUCCAUUUGAUGGUCUCUGUGGUUUUAGACCGCUAGACCAGAUUGCCCAUUUCCUGCAGAGCGUUCCUACGCUCCGACAGCUGGUCGGCGAGGACACCGCAGCCAACUUCGAGAAAACGACCAAGGGACAAGAGACUACCAAUGAUAGCUCCAAGACGCAGCAGAACAAGAAGGCAUUGCAGGCAGCCUUCACAGCUCUCAUGCUGUCAAAACCGGCGGAUAUUGAGAAGGCCGCGCCCGAAUUGAUCAAGCAAGCUCAAGCAGAAGGGGCACAGUUCGCUGGGAGCGGUGGCCCUGCCAACGAUGGUCAGGAGCUCGCCGACCUCAUGGUCCGCCUCAACGACCAGUUCCCCAACGACAUCGGGCUCUUCGUCAGCUUCUUCCUGAAUUACGUGAAGCUUGAGGUCGGCGAAGCCAUGUUCUUGAAGGCAGAUGACAUUCAUGCCUACCUCUCGGGUGAUAUCAUCGAAUGCAUGGCGUCUAGCGACAACGUGGUCCGCGCCGGCUUUACGCCCAAAUUCAAAGAUGUCGACACCUUGACCACUAUGCUCACCUACUCGUACGCACCAAUCAGCGAGCAGAAGAUGAGUCCCGUUGACUACGCCUACGUCAAGCUCAACACGACCGCAUACAGCUCAAACUCGAGCUCGACACUCUACGACCCCCCUAUCGAAGAGUUCAGCGUGGUGAAGACUGACAUUAAUGCGGAAAGAGGCAAAGCAACAUUCGAGGCCGUUGGGGGACCGUCGAUCGUGAUCUGCACCAAGGGUGUCGGCAAGAUCAGCGUCGGUCCAAAAACCGAAGAGAUCAAAGAGGGCUAUGUCUACUUUGUGGGCGCUACCGCCGAGCUGGUUCUGGAAAGCACAGGCAGCGAGCCUCUUGUCACAUUCAAGGCCUUCUGUGAGCUGGACGAGCCGCAGUCCAAUGGCUCCAAUGGCAAUCUCUAGCAGUUGAGUUUAUUUUUGGCAGAGGAUGGGAAAAAAGUUGAUAGACGAGUCUGUUGGAGCAUCUCAGAUCAGAUCCGCGAUACUCAUACAAUCAUGUC
Molecule: messenger RNA, 1523 nt
Organism: Pseudocercospora fijiensis CIRAD86
Lineage: Eukaryota; Fungi; Ascomycota; Dothideomycetes; Mycosphaerellales; Mycosphaerellaceae
Exons: 4
Coding region: 61-1425 (454 amino acids)
Biological process (GO): carbohydrate metabolic process; GDP-mannose biosynthetic process
Cellular component (GO): cytosol
Molecular function (GO): zinc ion binding; mannose-6-phosphate isomerase activity
Source: RefSeq, a predicted model, not a curated record